AUGGAGAUAUUCCCAGAAUCCAGCUUCUUCAAGGAGCGACGAGCGCCUGCGCUCCCUACGCCAGAUGAGAUUCGAGCAAUUAAUAAAGCAACGGGCGGUAUACGCAGCACAAACUUUAAUCGCCCAACCCCUGUCAUCGUCCCGUCGCUAGGGCUCGUUGUCAAGUACGGUGCCGACGUGGCCAUCGUCGAAGCCCAGAUACAAAUGAUGGUACACAAGCAACUACAGGACCGAACGUUGGCGGAAAGAUGGCCUAGUAUGAAUGAAAACGAGAGACGAUACGUCUGCGAAGAACUCAAGCAAAUGGUUAAUGCCUGGAGGACAUUGGAGCAUGGCGGGCAUGAUCAUUUUAUCGGUAGUUUAGGGAAACGGCCACUUAACGAAAUCUUUCUGAGAAACCACUCGGCACUUGCUGGGCCGUUCCAAGGGGCAGACACAGUCCAACCAGUUCAAGCUAGUUGUGACAUUGACAUUGACCUCGAAGUGGCUUCGGUAUUCACACAUGACGAUCUUGUCCCGUGUAACAUCAUCUUGUUGUCCGGACCUGUUCCGAAGGUGGCUGCAGUUAUCGACUGGGGUCAAGCUGGGUGGUAUCCCACAUACUGGGAGUUUUGCAAGGCUCGGCGGGUAACGCUACUUCCCAAAUACUUCGACAGCGUCUCUCAAGAAGAGUGGCAUAAUACGUACUUACCGAUGAUUAUAUAUCCAGUGGACGAAGAAACCUACUACUAUCCUUGGCUUUGGUUUGUCUUGUCUAAGGGCAUAUAG
This is a messenger RNA of Pseudomassariella vexata, 768 nucleotides long. RefSeq lists its product as uncharacterized. The transcript is spliced from 3 exons. Bases 1 to 768 code for a protein of 255 amino acids. The record is from RefSeq and is a predicted model, not a curated record. Lineage: Eukaryota; Fungi; Ascomycota; Sordariomycetes; Amphisphaeriales; Pseudomassariaceae.